GCACCUACCCGUCCGUCUCCGUUAGUGCUCUUGCCCGCCCCGGGUAGUUUUGCGAGAUCUAUCAGUUCCGUGUUGUCACGCGGUACGAUGUUGUUGGGUACGGUGCUUGGCAGGGCGGUGGGUGAGGUGGAAAGGCGGAUCUGCAGAUUGCUUUUGCGUUCCGUCGAACGGGGAUGCGUGUUUUGCGUAGGAAGGAGGAUUACGAUUUCUGCUCACUUUUAUGCCUUCCGUUGUUCGGGAAGAGGCGUAACUUGAGAGAAUAAUUUUCUUCUUUAGUUUGAAGUAGCAAAGUCGAAUUCUUCGGCUUCACUAGGAGCGAAAUUAAAAAUGAUGAAACGGGGCUUCUUGUCAUGAUGAUGAUUCACCCUGUUCAUGGGCUGGGUUUGCCGGUUUCUGGUCUGGAAGCAAACCAACCCAAAAAAAAUAUGUCGGUGCGGUCUGGAUUGGUUUCCACUGGAUUGCUGUGGUUUUGAUUAGUUUAUUGGAUUGGGUUGGUUAUCCGGUUAGAAUGGUUAACACGGGUUGAUAGCUGAAACUCCGAUGAAGAAGCGUGUGUAUCAGUCCAAUCCACCGGCUGUAUUGCUUUGUUUUGCUUUGCAUUGAACGAUUCAGACGCAUGCAUUCUGAAGCUUCUGAAUUGAUCAGAAGAUAGAGCACACCCACGCAGCCUGACGCCUGAGCUUACCGGGCACCGCUGCUCGUGCCCGCCUCCACCGCUGGCGUUCGCGUCCGCUGCUGCCGGUUGCCGCUGCCACGCCCGCCGCGGCGCUCGCAUAGCAGUUGGGACGUCGUCGACCACAACCUCGAGGGUCUGCACAUCGCCGUCGACGAUGCCGUGGCCACCAGCAGCAUCCUGGAGUUGUCUUGACUCCUGCGUGGUGAAGGCAAGCCGCGGGCCCUCAAUUCGGUGCUUCAGACCCUCCGCAAGCUAUCGCCCAUGGCGUCCGUCCUCGUGGAGCAGGACGACGGCCGCAACAAAUGGACCUUUCUUCCUGGGUCGCUUCAUGGAGCGCUCCCACUUCGGCGCGGAGAUACGCAUACGUAGUCGGCUGCGAGGGCGUGGCGCGCAUGGAGCGGCACAAGCGCUCUGACUAGUGGCGGCGCUGCAUGAGCCACGUCGGGUUCCAGUCCAUGCUGAUCAGGACGGCGGCCAGGGCGCGGUAGGCGUCGGCUGUUCUUGGUUCCCAUGAGUCUCGCUGGUUUCUAACUGUGACCGGAUAAAGCUCUGGAAAUCUUUUUCUGGGUAGAUGGGUUAUGGGCCGGACCAUACUAUAACCGUGAUAGUGGAUUUGCCUGGGUUGGUUAUGGUCCGAUAGCCGGUUUCGUCGAACCGUUGAACAGGGUGAAUGAUGAUGGGCUAAAAUAAAUUAAUAGUAUCUUGUAUAAACAUGCAUCCUAGCUUCUCAAAGAGAGUUAAAAUAGUCUAGUGUCAUUUGUCUAUUAUGAUUCAUGGCUAUUUUUCGUAUGCUGAUAGCUUGCUCUCAGAAAUUCAUGUAUACUCACUGCUCUUUUUUUUUUGUAUUUUUCUUUGCAACUGGGCUCUGUUCUCUCGGCCAUUCUUUGUUUGCUGAGGCUCAAUGAGCGGCAGAUUUCCAGAGAUUGAAUGCAAAGUGAUACUUGUUGCUUUCCUGAGCUGAAUUGCCGAUGAGGUUCAUUACAGUUAGAUGACUGAUUUGAGCACUUUGACUGUGAAAUUGGAUUGAAUAAAUGGAGAACAGCCAUUGGUCCUACUGUUACUGGUGUUCUGCUAUUUCUUAGUUCAGUUUUGUGGUCUGAUGAAAGAGAGGGGAUGUUUCUAUUGAUUUUUUUUUGGGUAGGAUCGGAUGAACAACACCUCCUCAUGCCUCCUUAGUUUCUGAUCUGUGGAAAUUCUGCUCGUCCAGCUCAAUAGUUGUGCACACCUGUAGAGAACAACAACAGGGACUAUGCUCAUGACACAGAUUGAUAGAUGAAGUUGGGUGGCUCAUUGCCAGAUCUGCACACAUUACUGCUGUAGUUGGUUGAACUGAUUUUAUUGGCUGAUAAGAUGCAGCAGAAAUCAUCGAUUUGCUAUAAGUGUUUUGUUGUGUUCACUGCCCUGGCCAUGUUUUCAGUUGGGUUCAUUGGCAUCCUUGCUGCAGAUAGAAUCAUGACUGCAGUUGACUUGUUUUGUUUUUACUGAUAUGACGUGCCUACAUAGCUUCUCAUCCUGCUACCUUUGUCAGCAUUUAGUGAACUGGUGACUAAUUUGAUCUUUUUUUCGUGUUCUGUGUUUUGUUAGCACUAGAUAGAGCUUGCAAUGAUAUGCAACUCUUUACGCAAAUGCUUAUUUCUUAGCGGCUCCAGCAAAAUUUGGUUUUUGCACUUUUUUCUAUUCAAAACUCAAGCAACUCCUUUUCUCAAGGGCUCCUUUUUGAAGCUGUUUCUUGUGUAAUCCAUUUUUUAUUAGUACCAUACCAUUGCUGCUUGAGCCUCGAGGACAGUAAAUGCUUCCGCCUUCGGUAAUGGAAGCUGAAUUUUGUUUAGGGUUAACAUUUGCAUAUUGGUACAUUAUAUACAGUAUUCAGUGAUCAUUUAUGGACACUUGAAGGACAAAUGCUGGAGCAGAAAAUUGAUGCUAGACUCACCAGUGUGGACCCUUUGAUCCAUUGUCUUUGUGAUAUUACUUUCAGCCACCUCCAUGCGUUGCACUACAGUUUUGGGAAGACAAACUGGGUUCGCCUAGGAGAUCAGCUAACCAGCAGCUCAGACUUCCACUAUUGUUACCACGGAAAUGCUAGUCGUUUUCCUUUAGGUUUGUGCAUUGGUUUAGAUGGUAUGGUAUGCAAACUAGAGAAUAUGGCAGUGGACAUAUCUGCUUUAUUGUCCUGGCACCAGAAUAUGCUGAAAUUUUUGAGAAGUUAGUUCAUGUCAGUAAUGGUUAAAUUGGUUCCUGGUUGGAAAUAGUCCAGUUCUCCGAAACAUGGUUCCCACUUCCCAGAGGUUCUAUAGCUUUGCUCCUUGUCCGUGUUAACGAGCUUUGCUGUCUUGGGAAUAGACAUAGUUACAGCUAGAUGCAUCUGUGUCAGGAUUAUGAUUUGUUCUUGAAUUACUGAGAUCCAGGAAUAACCUAAUCUCAGUGCUUCUCUUCUGAGAUCAUGCUGGAGAGACACACUAACCGCCACAGGGGAUUUGGCUUCGUGACAUUUGAAGAUCGGAGGGCAGUUGACAGCGCUAUCAAAGAGAUGCAUGGCGAAGAGUUAGAUGGUCGCACCAUCUCAGUGAACAAGGCUGAGCCUAAGAUGAAUACAGACGACACAAGGUAUGAAAGUGGUGGUGGACGAGGAGAGUAUCGUGGUGGCAGAGGUGAUGGUCCACCCCCAGGCAAUUGCUUUGAGUGUGGUCGUCCUGGUCAUUGGGUCCGUGACUGCCCUAGUGCUGCUGGUGGUCGUUCUGGCAGAUUCUCGUCCAAGUUCAGUGGUGGUGGUGGCGGUGGCAGGGGAGACCGUUUUUCUGGAUCAGAUAGGUUUGGUGAUCGUUACAUGGAUGAUCGUUAUGACGGUGGUCGUUAUGGGUACCGUGAUCAAGUUGAUGCAAGGGACAGGUAUGCUGGGGGCCGAGAUCGUUAUGCCAAUGAUCGCUACCCCUCUGGUGGCGAUCACUUUGGUGGAGACAGGUAUGGAGGUGGCCCGGAUCGUUACGUGCCAGGUGGUUAUGGUAGGGAGCGAGAAAGAAGCUACGAGAGAGAUGGAGUUCGUGGUGGCGGCGGCAGCGGCUAUGAUAGGAGUGGCCCAAGGGGUGGUGCUGGCUAUGACAGGGAUGUCCCUAGAGGUGGCGGGGGUGGUGGCUAUGACAGGGAUGGUCCACGUGGUGGUGUCGCUGAUCGUUAUGGCGGUGGAGGACCUGCACGCUAUGAUGGAGGAAGUUGCAGGGAUAGGCCUGGGCCAUAUGAUCGCCCUGGCAGAGGAGGAGGACGUUUUGAUGAUCGCUACUGAUGAACUGCCUGUAGACUCAAGCUCCUUGUCUUGUAGUUUAAUGUUUGCAGUUUUUCAUAGCUGAAUGCUUAAUGCGCUAUGGAAGAUGCUUAAUUUAUCCCUCUUUUGGCACUUUAAUGUCUGCUCUGUAUUUCAACCAGUACUUGGGCGCGGUGUUGCCUUCUUGAUAAGUCUAUCCAGCUGACUGUUUUUGCAUGAGAUGAGUCAUGCUCUGGGCUAUUACCCUGCCUGUUGGAUGUUUCA
Sorghum bicolor (sorghum) is the source of this 4196-nucleotide messenger RNA. Its product is annotated as glycine-rich RNA-binding protein RZ1C-like. NCBI's taxonomy places the organism in Eukaryota, Viridiplantae, Streptophyta, Magnoliopsida, Poales, Poaceae. The record is from RefSeq and is a predicted model, not a curated record. Gene Ontology annotation, molecular function: zinc ion binding; RNA binding. Bases 3117 to 3953 code for a protein of 278 amino acids. The transcript has 2 exons.